Messenger RNA from Manihot esculenta (cassava), 1159 nucleotides. Its product is annotated as cyclin-dependent protein kinase inhibitor SMR10. Bases 425 to 997 code for a protein of 190 amino acids. The transcript has a single exon. Gene Ontology annotation, biological process: regulation of DNA endoreduplication. The record is from RefSeq and is a predicted model, not a curated record. Lineage: Eukaryota; Viridiplantae; Streptophyta; Magnoliopsida; Malpighiales; Euphorbiaceae.
UGAAAAAGACCCUUUCUUUCCUUACCCUUAAUUUCUGAGCAAAAAGCCUCUCUCUUUCUUCUUUAUUGUCUUUCCCCCUCUCUCUCUCUCUCUCUCUUUCUCAGAGAGGAAAGAAAGGACAGGAUAUGUGAAUAUUUGUUGCCUAUAUCUUGCAUUGGAUCCUUCGCCCCAAGUCUUAUACCUCCCUACAUUCUCUCUCUCUCUUUGCCAUCAAGAAGAUUUCUUUAGCUAAAAUCCAAACAAAGCUUAGUGUUUUUUCUUCAUCUCUCUUGGGUUUAGGCUAAUAGCUAGCUUGUCUGUUUUCUUUACUCUCAGUUGAUCCUGAUAGUAUCCGAAUCUCUAUGUUUAAGGUUUUUUUGGUUCUUGGUUUUUGAUUCUUGAUUGGGUUGAUUUCAGUUUCUUGAUUUUUUUUUUUUCUUUCUUCAUGUUUUCCCAAUUUAAAUCUUUGACGUUCAUAGGGGUGUCCAAUCCUGAGAUGUUUUUGUCCGAAAAGGAUCUGAAUUCUAUGGAAUUCAAUUUCCUUGUAAGACCUGCAUUAGAAUUUGAAGAUCAUGAAUGUGAUAUUGCACGUUUACGAGAAGGUGAUGAUGAUCAAGAUGAGCUUCAUCUGAAUAAUCCCAAAGAAGAAGAAAAAGAAGGAGAAAGAAAGAGAGAAGAACAUAAAGAAGGAGAUCAAUGCAAGUUGCUGGUUUCUACGUUGAAGAUAAAAUUGCCAUCUUUAGGAGAAUUCAAGCUUGAAGAAGAUGUAGAUGAAGAUGAUGGGUUCAAGACUCCAACAUCUUUAGAUAAUAAAAUCCCAGUGGUUCUUCCAUGUCCACCUGCACCAAGAAAACCUAAAUCUCUCCCAUCGAAUAAAAGAAAAUCUCAUCGCCGGAGAGUCCUUCUUGAUCUAUCAAAUGAGAUUGAAUCUUUGUUUCCUCCAGCUCUUCGUGCAGAUCUUGGUGGAAAGAUUAAGAAAAUUAGACAGGAAAAUGACUCCAACGGUAUAAUUAUUUGAAUUUACAAUGUAUCUUAAUUUCUUGUGAAGUUAAUUACAGUAGUUAUGUCUUUUUUUUUUCCUUCACCAUUUCUUGGUUGCAGAAAAUUUCCCAAAAGAAAUGGUUUCCUAUCUAUGAUAAUAGCAUUAUUAUCUUAAAUUUCCAUUUCUUUAUCUUGCAAA